This is a messenger RNA of Tremella mesenterica DSM 1558, 452 nucleotides long. RefSeq lists its product as uncharacterized. Gene Ontology annotation, cellular component: mitochondrion; L-cysteine desulfurase complex. The transcript is spliced from 2 exons. Gene Ontology annotation, biological process: iron-sulfur cluster assembly. Bases 65 to 430 code for a protein of 121 amino acids. Lineage: Eukaryota; Fungi; Basidiomycota; Tremellomycetes; Tremellales; Tremellaceae. The record is from RefSeq and is a predicted model, not a curated record.
GAGUAGUGAUUGAACCUUGUCAGGUCUCCCGUCGUAUCCUCAGUCUUUUAAGACGAGACACGACAUGCCCGCUCUUCCCACCGUAGCCGCGAUCCAGAGCCUGUACGCCUCAACCCGCAACACGGCCACUCGUUUCGCGUCUUACAACUUUCACGAAUACUUUGUGAGACGUACGGAUGACAUGUUCAAGCCUGUCCUGGCUUCUCUGUCCCCCCCUCCCGGGUCCACUCCGACAUUGACUCCCGAUCCCAACGAACUGCACCGAUUCUACCAAGCUCGGAGGAAGGAACUAGAGGUGAUGGAGAGGGCUGCGACGGUCAGCAGCAUGUUCAAAGGUCCCAAGCUGGUGGUGGAACACGCAGAGCCCAUCACUGGAGGAGGGGGUGCUGGAAUGGAGGCGAGCGCGGGUGGUGGAGGACAGCGAGUGUGACGGGAUGCCGAGUGCGCUCUGG